This is a messenger RNA of Pieris macdunnoughi, 273 nucleotides long. The record is from the annotation of a GenBank genome assembly. Lineage: Eukaryota; Metazoa; Arthropoda; Insecta; Lepidoptera; Pieridae.
AUGACCUUAGAACAGGCGGAAGACAUCCACCUGACGAUUCAGGAGACUCUUCAGGAUAAGCUCAUGGCUGAUCUUGAAGCUUCCAUGACAACUGAACCAAACGACAUCAGGUUGCGCGUAGACUGUGAUGUCCAUCCGUUCUUCUACGUGUGCCGUAUAGGUACCACAGCGGAAAUGCUGAAACUGACCGUCUGGUUGCAUAUCCAAAUGGCUACAGAUUCCCCACUUGAAAAGAUCAUGAUCGAGCCGAAAUCGUGCGUACACCUAUUCUAA